Molecule: messenger RNA, 1755 nt
Organism: Closterium sp. NIES-65
Lineage: Eukaryota; Viridiplantae; Streptophyta; Zygnematophyceae; Desmidiales; Closteriaceae
Source: the annotation of a GenBank genome assembly
AUGCGACAAAGGGGUGUGACCGGCAACAAGAUUGACGUGCCGGUGAUAAACUUCGGUUUCGCGUGCCUGCAGCUGGCUUUCGUGUUCUUUCCUCUCCCACCUCCCCUUUUCCCCACCCUACACUACACACCCUCCCCACAUACUCAAUACUCCCGCCCCUCCUCUUCUCCACACAACCCCCACCAGUCCGUGACAUUUUCCGUGGUGUACGCGCCCGUGAUCGGCUUCGCGUGGCUGCUGCUGGGAGUGGGUUUCGUGCUCUUCCUGGUGUCGCUCUUCCUCUUCUGCCGCGCGCGCUGGGACGAGAUGCGCGACCCCGCCGCGCACGUGUACUCGCCGCAGAACAUCUCGCUGUUGCUUUACGCGCUCGUCGUCGGCAGCAUGAUUGUCAUCACGGGGUUCGGCCUGAUGAUUGCCGGGAGCGUGCAGCUGAACGACAGGCUGGGCGAAAUCGGCGAUUACACGAUUAAGGUUACCAACGCGACGACGACGGCGGUGUACAACGUGGCGUCGGCGAUCCAGGUCACCGCGGGCACGCGAAUCAACGAACAGCUCUUGCAGCCGGAGCAGCGGCUGCAGAUAUUCGAAUUCUCCAAGAGGGUGACGUCAGCGGCGCUCGAGCUUAACGACAAAAUAACGAACAGUGACUCGGAGCUGCGAGACUUCGGGAAGAAAAUCAUGUGCACGCUCGUGUGGGUCACAGCCUUUGUCACCUGGUGCAUCGUGGCUGUCUUCCUCACCGUCGUCACCGCAGACACAGAAUCAGCAGUGAAGGAAGUGACGCUGUACCCAUCCCUCAGCACCGCAUUCAACCCCUUUGUAGCAGGCCUCAAUCACAGCACACCCUCCCCUUCCCUCUGCAUCCUCAUCCCCCCCUUCCCUCCCUCUCCCCUUUUUCUCCUCGGCGUCAGCACAGACACAGAAUCAGCAGUCAAGGAAGUCACGCUCGUCAGCACAGACACAGAAUCAGCAGUGAAGGAAGUCACGCUGUACCCAUCCCUCAACACCGCAUUCAGCCGCUGGGUACCGUGCCUCAACGCCACCAAGCUCGGCGACGCGGCUAGAUUUGCCCGCUUUGCUGCCUAUGACGUCAUCACCUUCACCAACGCGAAUCUUCAAACCACCUACCCCAAGGUCUUCCCGCGUCUGAACGCGACAGCAGGCAUCUGCUCGCCCUUUGGCCCGGGCCCUGACUAUCUCUACAACGACACUGCCUGCCCGCCCAACUCCAUCUCCUUCCGCCAGUUGAAAGACCUGCUCCCCGAGGUCACCUGUCCGGACGCGGGCUGCCCCAGGGGCAAGGAUGGGAAGCCGCCAUUGGACAUGAUGCCAGCAGCAGAGGCGAGGGACGAGCGCCUCGCAUGGAUCUCCGUUGACCGCCCCGUGCCGCUAGUGGCUCUGCUCCCAGAGGUCACCUGUCCAGACUUAGGCUGCCCCAGGGGCAAGGAUGGGAAGCUGCCAUUGGACAUGAUGCCAGCAGCAGUGGCCAAAGACGUGCGCCUCGCAUGGAUCUCCGUUGACCGCCUGGAUGGCUCCGUGCCGCUCGUGGCCGCCCUCUCCAACUGCUCUCACGUCUCCAGUGUUGCCAGGUACGUGGGAGGGGCAGCAACAGGAGUGCAGAGUGCAGCAGUGCUGCUGUGGACGGGAGCCAUGGUGCUGGCUGUGGGAGCCAUGGUGGUGGCCGUGGCGGCUCCCCUCUAUGUCUUCCGUGCCAUGCGCUGCCUGCCCGAUGGGGGCAAGGGUGCCGACAGGUGA